AUGAAGAGCAAAGCCGAACUCACCCAUCCUGGAAAAGCCAUCCUGGCAGGUGGAAUCGCAGGCGGCAUUGAAAUCUGCAUCACGUUUCCUACAGAGUAUGUGAAGACUCAGCUGCAGUUAGAUGAGAAAGCCAAUCCGCCCCGUUACAGAGGCAUCAUGGACUGUGUGUCACAGACGGUCCGUCAUCACGGAGCGAAGGGUUUAUAUCGAGGCCUCAGCUCGCUGCUGUACGGAUCCAUCCCUAAAUCUGCAGCCAGGGUCUUCAGCUGGGGACCACCGCUCAUUGACGUUUCGCCCCUUAACCCAGAACGUCUCCUGGUGGCGGGGCACCAGAGCCAGUGGCUUGCUUUCUCCGCUUCCUCAGAGAGCUCUUUGGUGGAUCUGCUCAGUGUGGCUCCCCGUAGUCCCAGGUCCUUGAGCAGGCAUGAUAUUGAUCUGCCCACAAAGCCUCUGGCUCCCACCUCCACCGGGCAGCUUCCAGUCUCUCCUCCCAUGGCACUGUCAGCUCGAUCAGUAUCACUGACUUCACAGCUGCAGACCACAGCACCACGAAUCAGAGGGACGUAUCAAGGCCUCACAGCGACCGUCCUCAAACAGGGAUCCAAUCAGGCGAUCCGGUUCUUCGUCAUGACCUCUCUCAGGAACUGGUACAAGGGUGACAAUCCCAACAAAUCCAUCAACCCCAUCGUCACAGGAGCGUUUGGUGCGAUUGCUGGAGCGGCGAGUGUGUUUGGAAACACACCGCUGGACGUCAUCAAGACCAGAAUGCAGGACAGACGUAUAUCUGUCUUUUGUUGUGCCGUCCUGCUGUCGGUCAUCAGAAACUCCCACCGGCAGAUGUUUUACGGUGUCGUCCUGAAACUGACUGGACGAGCGGAGCUGAUGACCGAACGCAUACAUGAGCUCUGA
Messenger RNA from Sinocyclocheilus grahami, 909 nucleotides. RefSeq names its product tricarboxylate transport protein, mitochondrial-like. Gene Ontology annotation, biological process: mitochondrial citrate transmembrane transport. The coding region runs from base 1 to 909 and encodes 302 amino acids. NCBI's taxonomy places the organism in Eukaryota, Metazoa, Chordata, Actinopteri, Cypriniformes, Cyprinidae. Gene Ontology annotation, cellular component: mitochondrion. The record is from RefSeq and is a predicted model, not a curated record. Gene Ontology annotation, molecular function: citrate secondary active transmembrane transporter activity. The transcript is spliced from 9 exons.